AUGACGGCCGCUAUCUCCUACCAAUCUUACAAACAUGCCAUUCUCUUCUCUGCCUUUUUGGCGACUGUCAGGGCACAACAAGUCGGUACUUAUACGACCGAGACACACCCAUCUUUGACGUGGUCCAAGUGCACCAGCGGCGGCAGCUGCACUUCUCAAAGCGGCGAGGUGGUCAUUGAUUCGAACUGGCGCUGGGUACAUGAAACCAAAAGCUCGACCAAUUGCUAUACCGGCAACGAAUGGGACACCACCAUCUGCCCGGAUGAUGUGACCUGCGCGAGCAACUGCACUCUGGAUGGUGCCAGCUAUUCGAGCACCUAUGGUGUGACCACCAGUGGCGAUGAGCUGCGUCUGAACUUUGUCACCCAAUCGACGAACAAGAACGUCGGCUCCCGUCUGUACUUGUUGGAGAAUGAUAGCACCUACCAGACGUUCGAUCUGCUGAACCAAGAAUUCACGUUUGAUGUGGAUGUGUCGAACCUGCCAUGUGGUCUCAACGGAGCUCUAUACUUUGUGGCUAUGGACGCCGAUGGAGGCACUGCCCGGUACCCUACCAACAAGGCCGGCGCCAAGUAUGGAACCGGCUACUGCGACUCCCAAUGCCCGCGGGACCUCAAGUUCAUCAAUGGGGAGGCCAACGUGGAGGGCUGGGAGCCCUCUAGCAAUGAUUUGAAUUCCGGCACGGGGGAUCAUGGUUCUUGCUGCGCGGAGAUGGACGUCUGGGAGGCCAAUUCUAUUUCGAAUGCGGUCACCCCGCACCCCUGUAAUACUGCAUCGCAAACGAUGUGCGAGGGUGACGCCUGUGGAGGUACCUAUAGCUCGGAUCGUUAUGGUGGUACUUGCGAUCCGGAUGGCUGUGAUUUCAACCCAUACCGCAUGGGAGAUACCUCGUUCUAUGGUCCUGGCUUGAUUGUGGACACAUCGUCUCCCUUCACAGUGGUGACCCAGUUCAUCACCAACACCGGCACCUCCUCGGGCACCCUGUCGGAGAUCAAGCGCUUCUAUGUGCAGGAUGGGAAGGUCAUUGCUCAGCCGCAGUCGGCCGUCAGCGGCGUCAGCGGCAACUCCAUCACCACGUCCUUCUGCUCUGCGCAGAAGACGGCGUUUGGUGACACCGAUAGCUUUAGCGAGCAUGGAGGUAUGGCGGGCAUGAGCGCCGGGCUCGCAGAGGGAAUGGUUCUGGUCAUGAGUCUCUGGGAUGACCACGCGGCCGACAUGCUUUGGCUGGACAGCACCUAUCCGACCAAUGCCUCGUCCACCACGCCUGGUGCAAAGCGCGGCACGUGUGAUAUUUCGUCGGGUGACCCCGACACCGUUGAGUCCACCUACGCGAAUGCGUAUGUGCUCUACUCGAACAUCAAGGUUGGUCCUCUCAACUCGACCUACACUGGCACCACCUCCGGCUCCGGAUCGGGCUCGACCACAACCUCCACCACGACUUCCACCACAACUUACACCACAACUUCCAGUGGCUCCAGCAGCACGGGUGCUGCUCACUAUGCGCAGUGUGGGGGAUCUAGCUGGACUGGUGCGACCACCUGUGCCAGUCCAUACACAUGCACGAAACAGAAUGAUUAUUACUCCCAGUGUCUGUAG
This is a messenger RNA of Penicillium canariense, 1596 nucleotides long. RefSeq names its product putative 1,4-beta-D-glucan-cellobiohydrolyase (gene cbhB). The transcript has a single exon. Gene Ontology annotation, molecular function: hydrolase activity, hydrolyzing O-glycosyl compounds; cellulose binding. The record is from RefSeq and is a predicted model, not a curated record. Gene Ontology annotation, cellular component: extracellular region. Gene Ontology annotation, biological process: carbohydrate metabolic process. NCBI's taxonomy places the organism in Eukaryota, Fungi, Ascomycota, Eurotiomycetes, Eurotiales, Aspergillaceae. The coding region runs from base 1 to 1596 and encodes 531 amino acids.